AUGCCAGUAGAGUCAUCGCAGGACACGCCAUUUGUGCAGUAUCAUCCCAGCCGCCACCACCACCACCAUCAUUUCCUGCCAUGCUACGCUGAUGAUUUAGACCUUGUGUCAAGACCAGAUGACCUGUGUCUCACAACUACAGGAGAACGUAUUUCUGCUUCGGCUGCAACAGCUGCUUUGACACUUGAAAGCAACGACAGUCUUAUCAGUACCCAUAGUCCACCACUGAUAAACUUAAGCCCCAACCUCAGCCCGUCUUCAGAGUCGCGGUUUUCACCAUUUUAUGAUUUUAGAGAGACUACCCGCAGACGGAGUGCCCAAGAUCCUCAUAGCAGUAACUACCCAAUGCAACACUCUCCUCAGGUGAUAUCUGGAUACAUUACUGUUGAAGACUCAGGGAGGAAGACAGAAAGCCCAGCCAGGAAGCGCCGCAAGAUUGGAGCAUCCCUGCAAGAGCUGACCAUUUCCAGUAGCCCACCGCCCUACGUGACGCGAGGCACAGCCGACCCUUACUCGGAGUUACGGACUGACAGACGCCGAACUCUGCCCGUACGUCGAGCUUCUGGAGAGCGUGCUCAGACCCCUAGGCCGCGCAGGAG
Messenger RNA from Candidula unifasciata, 599 nucleotides. Lineage: Eukaryota; Metazoa; Mollusca; Gastropoda; Stylommatophora; Geomitridae. The record is from the annotation of a GenBank genome assembly.